Molecule: messenger RNA, 1791 nt
Organism: Tilletiaria anomala UBC 951
Lineage: Eukaryota; Fungi; Basidiomycota; Exobasidiomycetes; Georgefischeriales; Tilletiariaceae
Exons: 2
Coding region: 1-1791 (596 amino acids)
Biological process (GO): regulation of DNA-templated transcription
Cellular component (GO): nucleus
Molecular function (GO): zinc ion binding
Source: RefSeq, a predicted model, not a curated record
AUGAACGCUGCCGAGCCACGAAUCAUUUCGCAGCUGGCGACGCUGACAGGCCUGGACCAUGGAAGCGUCAAACAGCAGUUGCUGCCCUACAUAAAUAGCCAGAGCACAGCUUCUGAAAUCAAGGAUCAUCUGCAAGGAUUGCUCGGUGACUCGUCUUCCUCCGCAGCCCUCAUUCGCGAAAUCAUCUCGAGCCGUGGAUUGGGCCUGCCAUCAACAUCAACAAAGCCCUCUUCUUCAGGAAGCUCUCAUUUUCCUUCUGCUCUGAGUUCGAGAUCAGCGAUGCCGGUCGUGGCAGGUAUCAACGACAAGCCCGCGCCGCGCAAAGUCAAGGGGGCCAAGAAAAAGAAUAUCGGUCUCGCAGUGCCGCGGGAAGUGACAGGAAGCCCAUGUGGCACAGACAGCUUGGCGGUUGCUUUUGGAAGCUCCGGAAGCAUUUAUCGCAAAGAUAAAGGUUUCGAUGAUCUGGAGCUGCAAUAUGCUGCGAAACCCAAGGCAUUGGCCUCGGCGCCAGCUGCAUCAUGUUCAGUGGGCGCUACCCCGGCUCAGUCCAGAGGACACUCUCGACAGGGCAGCGAUAGUGACGAUCCAUCUGUGCGGCCGCCAGAAGUGACCAGCAUGGCGGCAGUUCCAUCUCAAGAGAAAGUAUAUACCAAGGAGCCAGAGCCGCAGAAAGAAAAAGUUGCGCCGACGGCCGAGAUGCUGCAGCUAGAUUACCUCAUUUCGCAGCUCACCGCGACCACGACCUCGACUACUGCAGCUUUCAAGGGCAAGCGACGAAUUUGCUUCUGCGGCGGUCGGCAGCAUGUACCAGAUCCAAAUGUCCCACUCUGCCCCAGCUGCCACCUGAUUAUCUGCUCGCAGACGAUUCCGUCUCCCAUUCACGCCACCGCAUCUUCUUGCCCUUCUUGCUCUCGCUCGCCACUGCUGGACGACGCAGCGCAAGCGCGCCUACUUGCACAGCUGACAGCCCAGUACGAACGCCUGGAAGACGCGGAGCGCGAGCGUGUACGACUCUUGCGACUCGAACGUGAGCGUGCUCGCACGGCCAAAGCAGCUGAUCGAGAGCGCGGAGCCGGCUUGUUUCCCGAGCUUGUGAGCAUCACAAGUACUGAGGCGGCCAAGAGAGCGCAAGCGCAGCAUGCGCUCGGGCGUGGAGGAGCAGUGCCGGGCGGUGCGGCUGAAAAGAGCCACAAAGUGUUUAGCCUUGACUUCAAGACCCAUAAAGUCACGGAGCAGCGCGCAAAGCCGCAAGGUACCGUCGGCGGUAAAGCAGCGGCGACAUCCGGGAAAACUCAGGCCAAGGCUAGUGGAAGUGCAAUAGAAGUUGAAGACGACGGGGAGGCUGCCUCGGAUGUUACUGAGAUUAUCGCAGCAGACGAGACGGACAAUGGCUGGGCGAAGCAUGCAACUCCGCGCGUCUUGCGCCGUCUGCCAGCAGACAAUCCUGCGUUUGGUGGUAUCUUGCAUGAGCGGCCUUGGGCCAAUUGGACGCUCGGCGAGGUGCAGAUGGAAGGGCUACGUUACAUUCCGCCCACCGAACGUCACUGGACGUUGCCGAUGUGGAGUAGCAGAGCGCAGAGUCUUCAGGCCGGUGAGCAAGGCACUCCUGCGGACUUGCGCCAAGAUGAAGAGGCACAGAAUGGAGCUCCGGCCGGAGGUUCGGCAGGUGUGGCCAGGCGUGUGGUCCCAGGUGCAGCGCGGCCAGAAGUAACAUCGAAAAAGGGAAAGAGCAGGCGGGGAAAAACAAAAGGCAAAGAGAAAGCUAGCGAUGAAGACAAAAGUGUACCCUGA